UUACAUUUAUAUAGUUUCUACCAACAGUAUAAUUUUAGAUGAACUCCUUGAAAACAAAAUUCAUUUUAAUUGCCAAGUACUUCAAAAUAAAAUUAUUUGUAGCAGCUCGUUACUAAUUACUUCAUGCAUUAUAAUGAUUUAUGUUUUAUUCUUAAAUGAAACCUAAUUUAUGAAAAUCCAACGAUAGAAUAUUGUAGGUCAGAAAAUUGUUGAAACCACGAUGGUGUCAUGUGUUCCUAUAUGAGCACUUUAACAACAAUAUAAAACUUCACAGACCUUUGCUCUUUGCUUACGUUCCCGCGCUUUUAAUUUGUUGACAUUUUGUAAGAAAUAAGACUUUGAAUUGUCUAUAAAUAUGGGUAUUUUGGGCUUGGCGAAAAUUAUUGCUGAUAUCGCUCCGUUUGCUGUCAAAGAAAAUGAAAUCAAAAAUUAUUUUGGCAGGAAGGUAGCCAUCGAUGCCUCGAUGAGCCUCUAUCAGUUCCUCAUCGCUGUGCGGAGCGAAGGGGCUCAGCUGACGUCCGUGGACGGGGAGACCACGAGCCACCUGAUGGGAACCUUCUACCGGACGAUCCGCCUGAUCGAGAACGGCAUCAAGCCGGUGUACGUGUUCGACGGCAAGCCGCCGCAGCUCAAGUCGGCGGAGCUGACCAAGAGGGCAGAGCGCCGGGAGGAGGCCCAGAAAGCCCUGGAGAAAGCUGAGGAAGCAGGUGAUGCGGAGCAGGUUGAAAAGUUCAACCGCCGACUCGUCAAAGUCACCAAGCAACACGCGGAUGAGUGCAAGGAGCUGCUCAAACUGAUGGGUGUUCCUUUCAUUGAGGCGCCGUGCGAGGCGGAGGCGCAGUGCGCGGCGCUGGUCAAGGCGGGGAAGGUGUACGCCACGGCCACGGAGGACAUGGACGCCCUCACGUUCGGCUCCAGCAUCCUCCUGCGACACAUGACCUUCAGCGAGGCGCGCAAGAUGCCCAUCCAGGAGUACCACCUAGACAGAGUCCUGGAGGGCCUGGGGCUGAACCAGCGGGAGUUCAUCGACCUGUGCAUCAUGAUGGGGUGCGACUACUGCGACAACAUCCGGGGGAUCGGCCCCAAGCGCGCCAUGGACCUCAUAAAGCAGCACCGAAGCCUGGACGCGAUCCUCGAGAGCCUGGACACCAGGAAGUACCCCCCGCCGGAGAACUGGAUCUACAAGGAGGCCCGCCAGCUGUUCCUGGAGCCGGAGGUCGCGGACCCAGAGUCCGUCGAGCUGAAGUGGGUCGAUCCGGACGAAGAAGGCCUGGUGAAGUACCUGUGCGGGGACAAAGCCUUCAACGAGGACCGGGUGCGCAACGGGGCCAAGAAACUGGCCAAGGCCAGGACCGGCACCACGCAAGGUCGGCUGGACUCCUUCUUCAAAGUGCUGCCAACCAACAACGCAGCCAACAAGCGCAAGGUGGAAGAGAAGAAAGGCACCAACAAGAAAGCUAAGACUGGCGGAAAAUUCAAAAAGCCCAAGUGAAGUGUGGUGAGACAUUUGUUUCAAUUUUUAUUUUUAACAUGUACAGUUUCUUUCUUUACAAAAAAUAAUUCAGUGUGAAAUACAUUUUUUUAAAUAAAUAAUUUAAAAAAGAUAA
This is a messenger RNA of Bacillus rossius redtenbacheri, 1607 nucleotides long. RefSeq names its product flap endonuclease 1 (gene Fen1). The transcript has 8 exons. The coding region runs from base 356 to 1492 and encodes 378 amino acids. The record is from RefSeq and is a predicted model, not a curated record. Gene Ontology annotation, molecular function: RNA-DNA hybrid ribonuclease activity; 5'-flap endonuclease activity; magnesium ion binding. Gene Ontology annotation, cellular component: nucleus. NCBI's taxonomy places the organism in Eukaryota, Metazoa, Arthropoda, Insecta, Phasmatodea, Bacillidae.